Molecule: messenger RNA, 894 nt
Organism: Haemonchus placei
Lineage: Eukaryota; Metazoa; Nematoda; Chromadorea; Rhabditida; Trichostrongylidae
Source: the annotation of a GenBank genome assembly
AUGACACCAGGGUUGAAACUCAUCGUUACAUCGAAGCCAUACGAUAGGAGUCGAUAUCUUAGAAACGGGGUUAACGACCCGGAACCGCUACACACUUAGCAUAACAGAUCACUUCUCAAAGUUAAUUAGGACAUACGCCAUACCUUCAAAAACAGCUGAGGGAAGUGGCUAGAGUGUUUUUUGAAAGGUGGGUCGCUAAGGGAGCAAGUCAGCCAAUCCUAUCAGAUCAGGGAGGCGAGUUUGACAGUUAACUUUUGCACAAGCUCAAGUCGCUCCUAGGCAUCGACCAGGAGUACACAAAGAGCUAAAAUCCCAAGCAAGUAUUAUAAUUUGACUGGAAGAUUUAAUCAACCAGUCAUAUAAACGUUGAGAAAAAGGUUGCUCUACUCGCUGAGUGGGAUGAGAUACUCCCAUUUUGCAUAUUUGCUAAUUAUACGACAGUCCAUGAGUCUACUGAGCAUCGACGUUCUUCUUGCUACACGGAUUUGAUAAUUAUAUUACGUGGAACACUCAAGCCAAGAACUCAGCAAUAGACAUUGAAAGCUACACGCAGGCAGUCACAGCGACCACCACAUUGAGCACGAGCACGCGCGAUAGGAGAGCAAUAAAAUAUGUCGCAAGAUGAAGAUGACACAUGAUAGGGACAAACGCAGAUGUUCCAAACUACCGAAAAUCGGGGAUAAAGUGUACAUGAAUGUUUCGCACGAGAAACAGUUAUUCCAAAACCCUAAACUGGUCAACCCGUGGGAAGGGCCAUACCGUGUGUUAGACACGAGCGAGAGCAGCGCCCUUGUGAGAUGGGUAGAUGGGGGGAGGUGGGAGGGCAGAGACCCUGUCCAUGAUUUUUGGCAUGCUGGUAAAGUUGCCAGUAGGAGUCUCGAACGAGCUCCGUAG